This is a messenger RNA of Cetraspora pellucida, 1575 nucleotides long. The record is from the annotation of a GenBank genome assembly. NCBI's taxonomy places the organism in Eukaryota, Fungi, Glomeromycota, Glomeromycetes, Diversisporales, Gigasporaceae.
AUGUUGGUUGGGUUUACACCAUUAUGUCUUCAAAAUUUAACUAUUCCAGAGCAGAUAUUAAUUUUGUCUGAAUAUAUGUAUGUUAAUAUUAUACAACUAAUAAAUAAAAAACAUACACAUCAUAAGCUCAAAGAUCAUAUUGUAACAUUAUCUCAAAAUCUGGGAUCAAUUACAAAAGUAUUACCAUUACCCACUUUUUGUCUCUGUAAGUAUAUAAAAGUCAUGUUUAUCAGUCAAGGAAAACCUAUUGACUAUCAUCUUAAAAAUUUGCUUCAAGUUAGAAAAAGUAAAGUCAUCAAGGCUCUUCAUUGGCUUUUUAUAUACAAUGUUUUGUUUAAAGAACUCGAAUUUAGUAAAACUAUUUUAAAUAGUUUUCUUAAGGAUAAAAUUCCUAAAUCUUUGUUACUAACAACUACAAUUGUUAAUCUAAAUCAAGAAGAAGAUAUAAAAAUUGCGAUUGAACAAGAAAGAAACAGAUUACCUAUAAAAAAUCAAACAAUACUAGAGGUACUUAGAAAUAUUAAUGUUGCUGGUUCUAAGUUAAUGGCAUCACAUCAAUCAUGCUUAUCUGACCUACAUAGUCCUAUAGUCAUAAUGUAUGCUGGAAAAGAAAUUGAUAUUGAUAAACUCUUACCAGAAAACUUUCCAAAAGCUACUAAACAAGCUCAACUUGCUUAUUUAGAUCCUUUAGCAGUAGCAAAAUAUUUUAAUGUCAUUAUUAGAACUACAUUAGAUACUAUUAUAGAGUAUAGUAAAAAAGAGAAUAAUGUGUUUGAAGAUGUUAGUUAUCUUCUUGCUAAAAAUAAAAUAUUAAUUGAUGAGAUGCUUGAGGCUGAAUAUAAAGCUCCCAAAACAAUUCAGGAAAAAUGCAUGCAUCCCUCUUUUUUGCCUAUUCCAAAAUCUAACUUACCAGAUUUUGAAAACAAAUUUCAUUUAGUUUUGCUCGCAAUUGUUAAAUGCAUAUUGUUUUAUUGUUGUAACAAAUUAUGUAUGAAAUAUAAUCGAGAUCUAAUACAUGAUUGUAGAUUUGACUUUUUUAGAGAAUUAGUUAGUUCACCUAAUAAAUCUCAUAAGCUUAUUACAAAAUACUUAAAUAAAAUAGCUAGCCAAACUGAACUUACUAGUCCUCAAGUUGCUGCAUACCUACUAGGAAUUAAUGAUCAUUAUACAUCAUCAACAAUUGCUUCAUAUAAAACAAUUUUGCAAAAUAAAGAUUCUGAUAAUACAAAAAAUGAUUUGAUAAAUUUCAUUAAUUCUACUGAAUCUCAACAUAAUAAUUAUACAAAUGAGAUAAUUAGAGAGCCAAUAGAUCUACUCAAAAAAUUUACAUCUGAGUUAAAUGAAGAACAAAAAAAAGCUUAUUUUCUAGUAUAUGAUUACCAUCAGAAAAAUCAAAAAACCUGUUUUAUUAAAUCAUCACAAUUGUUACUUUUCCUUACCAGUGCAGGUGGUAUCAAAAUUGCAGCUGCAAAUAUAUCUGGCUAUACUAUACACUUGGCUUGUGGAUUUGAAUUUGAAAAGCAUAAAAAAAACAAUUUAUCUAACAAACAAUUACACUAUUUACAAGAAAUUUAG